Molecule: messenger RNA, 960 nt
Organism: Medioppia subpectinata
Lineage: Eukaryota; Metazoa; Arthropoda; Arachnida; Sarcoptiformes; Oppiidae
Source: the annotation of a GenBank genome assembly
AUGUUGACCACCGAUGACAGUGUCGGCGAUAAUACGGCCGAUAAUAUCGACAAUUAUGUUAACGAUUCAAAUACUGUUAAAGAAAUGCUACCACUGAUGACCAGUCAAGUGAAAAAUGAGUAUCUAAUGCCGGAGAUGAGCGAUGAUUACGAAGUAGCGGUUCCAGUGGUGGUCACGAACUCUACACCCAAACUAAUGACUCAAUCAAAGCGUGUGACGCGGACUACGAAUAAGAUUAGAGCUAAAUCAACGCAGAGCGCCAACAACGAUCGUAACGCCACGGAUCAGCUCAAAUGUCCUAAAAUAGGCUGUUAUCAGAGUUUGAGUUCGCAAAACCAAUUGGACAAACACAUUGUCAGCGCUCACCCGAACGCCCGGCCCUAUCGGUGUUCCUAUUGUCCCAAAGCAUACAAACGAUCGUAUCAUUUGAAACAACACCACAACAAGACUCACGCCGACGACCAGCCAAUGCGCGGCCGAAUCUCAGUCGACGACGAGAGGCAAAACUUUAGUCGAUGUCGUCUCGCAGACCGAUCGGGAUAUCUGUGCGAUUGGCCCGACUGUCAACAGCUUAUCGUCACUUAUGACGGUUUCAAGUCUCAUAUGCGGAUUCACCGCGGUGAUUAUCGGUACGCAUGCGAUGAGUGCGACAAACAAUACGUGAAUAACUAUAGUCUGAUACGACACCAAAGAGAGAGUCACAACAGAUCCGUGGACUACGAGUGUCAGUACCCGGACUGUCACUACAAGACAUCCCUAAGAUUUCGACUUAACUCACAUUACAUGAUACACAACAACCAGAAGGCGUUUAAGUGUCGCAUCAAUGGCUGUAAAUCCAGUUUCAAUAUCGAGUAUGACUUAACUAGACAUAAAGUCCGUAAACACGGUCUCAAUCGUGUCCAACGUAUUGUCUCGACGGACACUAACUCCAGAUUUAUGUCUCAAUUGCCCAUCGAUUAA